Xyrauchen texanus (razorback sucker) is the source of this 2448-nucleotide messenger RNA. RefSeq names its product epithelial membrane protein 2-like. The transcript has 5 exons. NCBI's taxonomy places the organism in Eukaryota, Metazoa, Chordata, Actinopteri, Cypriniformes, Catostomidae. Gene Ontology annotation, cellular component: plasma membrane. Bases 186 to 671 code for a protein of 161 amino acids. The record is from RefSeq and is a predicted model, not a curated record.
GUUCUGGGCAGUUCAGGAUUUUGGAAAAGGAGGAGCGCGCACUUUCCCCCUCAUUUCAUUACUACUACGUUAGUCACGUUCACGCUCGCAUCACUUCGUAUCCACAUCAAACUAAACAAUAUUUGACACUUUUGGCUCCUGUGUAGCGAUUCUCUUACUUUGGAUUUUCUGUUGCAUCACCAGCUAUGUUGAUUAUUUUGGCCUUCAUCAUCCUCUUCCACUUCACUUCUGCAAUUUUACUCUUCAUAGCAACCAUCAGAAAUUCAUGGUGGGUUUCGAAUGAGUUUUCCAUAGAUCUCUGGUACAACUGCAACGACACAAAUUGUUAUGACAUACCAAACAGUGCAACCUCUGAUGCAGCCUAUCUUCAGAUUAUCCAGGCCACCAUGAUACUUUCCACUAUCUUGUGCUGUGUGGGGUUCUUUGUCUUCAUCCUUCAACUCUUCCGUCUGAAGCAGGGGGAGAGAUUUGUCUUCUCCGCAAUCAUUCAGCUCCUGUCCUCUUUCUGUGUGAUGACCGCUGCAUCGAUCUACACAGCAGAGCACUUAAAUUUCAAGAGUGGGGAUUUCAAGAAGGGGGACUAUGGGUACGCCUUCAUCCUAGCCUGGGUCGCAUUUCCCAUGACGCUGAUGAGCGGCUUGAUGUAUCUAGUGCUAAGAAAACGCAAAUAAAGAACACUCCACCUCACUAGCUGCCACCAGCUACAGCCCUAGCAAAGAGACUUUAUUUGUAAUAAUACCUGUUUUUUAUAUGUAGAUUAAAGACAAGCCAACUUUAGAGUGAAAAGUAGAUAAACUUUUAAUAUCAAUAAUUGCAUACUGGAAACUUAAUUAUAUUUUCUUCAUUGUAUGCUAUGUAGAUUAUUUUUAACCUUGCUGUGUAUAAUUGUGUUUUACCCACCCCUCUGGCAAGAACAUGUGCUGUGAUUUAGAAAGAUAAAAUAGGGGGUGGAAGAAAGAAAACAACAGUGGGUGGUAUUUGAAAAACGAAAUAUUGGGGGCCUGGGUAGCACAGCAAGUAAAGAUGCUGACUACCACACCUUGAGUUGCAAGUUUGAAUCCAGGGCGUGCUGAGUGACUCCGGUCAGGCUUCCUAAGCAACCAAUUGGCCCGAUUGCUAGGGUGGGUAGAGUCACAUUGGUUUAACCUCCUCGUGGUCACAAUAGUGUGGUUCUCACUCUCGGUGGGGUGUGUGGCAAGUUGUGCAUAGAUGCUGCAAAGAAUAGCGUGAAGCCUCCCCACACUUGGUCGCCCUCUGCCACAUGGAUUGAGGCAAGUCACUACGCCACCAUGAGGACGUACAGAGCACUGGGAAUUGGGCAUUACAAAUUGGAGAGAAAAUCAAAAAACGAAAAUAAUUAUAACAUGGAACCACUAAAGGCUAGAGAGCCUACCUGUCCUUGAGGCCUACAUGUAUUCAUGGGAAUUGCUUAUGUUUAAUACUCAGCAUGUAGAAAAUAACAUACUGAUAUAUUUCCUGGCCAAUAUUGUCAGGAAAUAACCGGAUUGUGCCUAGGAAAAUUAAAUAACCAAAUAUGAAAUUAGAUUGUGCUGCCAAUUUGCUGAGCACUAUAUCAUACUUGAAGCUGAUCAAAUUGUCAAUGUUAGUGGCAUGAUGUGUUCUCAUGUAUAGUUUUUUUAAUAGUCUUUUAGUGUCAAUUAUAAUGCAUGUUUUUAUUUGCAGCAUUUAAUUUGAAAUCAGUAUCUACAACAGUGCAAAAUUGUAGUUCCUUAGGUAUUGUAAUAACUCAAUUUGUUUAAAUAGGGCACUUGGGAUUUAAUUAAGAAGAAUACAAUUAUUUUACAGGGACAGUUCCCCAUAACUUGCAAAUUCUGUGAUCAUUUACUCACCUUUGUGUUGUUCCUAACAUAUAUGACUUUCUUUUCCCCAUGGAACACAAAAGGAGAUUUUGGGCAGUGUGUUUGUCUUAAUCACUUUCACCAUUCAAUUAACGUAAAUGGUGACUGGGGCAGUAAAGUCUUCCUAACAAUUUAUUUUGUGUUCCAUGGAAGAAAGUUAUACAGGUUUAGAACAACAUAAAGGUCAGAAUGAUAACAGAAUUUCAUUUUUAUUGGGGUGACCCAUCCCUUUAAAAUGUUUUAGGUUAAGGAUGGUUUUAUGCCCCCCCUCUCCCGUCUGUCUGAUAAGUAAUCUUUUUAUCAUGUUUCAACACUCACGUAUGGAAAAAAGCUAUUUGCUAAAAUUAAUUUAGGCAAAAGUGAAAUUAAGCUGUAUUUAUUAAGACUAACUGCAUUGUUGCUGUUAAUAUUUUUGUAAUGAAGUAUUAUUUCAACAGGUCUGAGCAUGUUUCUAAAUUGCUCACUUUUAAGAAGGUUUUACUGAAUAUUACUGAAGGCUUUUAAACAAUGGCAGCUUUUUAAAUGUCUGCUGACUUGUUCAGGUCUGCUUUGUUUCCGGAGACUGAUCCCCACCAAGGGUUCGCAUUUU